UAUUUAUUUUUGAAAAUAUUUAUUCGAGUCUACAAUUUCAGGGUUCUGUCAAAGCCAACGCGAGUAUCUCCCUCGCUCUGCAGUCGGCUGCUCUCUCGCUACAGCUCUCUCUCUCUCUCAGGACCGACUCUCCUUUUAUCUCUCCACUGGUAUUUACAUGGCGAGGCCUUUGUCAAAUAUAAUGUUGAAGGGCAUUGCAGGUCUCUCUGCAGUGCGGUCUACUAGAACUGUUUUUGGAUCCUUUAGUUGCAAUGGAAUGAGAUAUUCAACUACUGUCCCCAGUGAUCCUGAUACACAUGAAGAUUUUCGGCCAAAUAAUAAGCUUGAGAGUUCUGGAAUGUCUUUGAAAGAUAUUGUUGAACAGGAUGUAAAGGACAAUCCAGUGAUGAUUUACAUGAAGGGGGUGCCUGAUCUUCCUCAAUGUGGAUUCAGUGCCCUGGCAGUAAGAGUGCUGAAACAGUACAAUAUUCCCUUGAGUGCAAGAAACAUUUUGGAGGAUCCUGAUCUGAAAAGUGCUGUAAAAUCAUUUAGCAAUUGGCCCACAUUUCCACAGAUUUUUAUCAAGGGAGAGUUUAUUGGUGGAUCAGAUAUAAUUAUGAACAUGCACCAGAGUGGUGAACUGAAAGAAAAGCUCCAAGAUGUUGCAGCCAAUCAGAAGUCUGAAUAGUUCUCACAUUGAAUAAAAGAGUAGAUUUUGCUUGUGCUACAUGAACACAUAGUUGAACUUGAAACCACCAGGCGACAAAAUUUAUGGUUUAGAAGAAACUAGAACUACCUAGGAAACAACUUGGGAAAUUUUCUUUUGUCAUGGAAAUGAAUUGCGCGUCAAUUUUACCUGCAGCUUUCACCAUCUGUUCCAUGAAAAGUAUUUGUGGAGGGCAUUUUUCUGUUUGUACAAUAAAAACCCUAAUAGUAGUUUUUCAUUCAAAUAGACCAGUGGUCUACCUAUAUUGAAAAGCGUAUAAUCCCAUUUUCAGUUGUA
This is a messenger RNA of Hevea brasiliensis (rubber tree), 982 nucleotides long. RefSeq names its product monothiol glutaredoxin-S15, mitochondrial. The record is from RefSeq and is a predicted model, not a curated record. The transcript is spliced from 7 exons. Bases 158 to 667 code for a protein of 169 amino acids. NCBI's taxonomy places the organism in Eukaryota, Viridiplantae, Streptophyta, Magnoliopsida, Malpighiales, Euphorbiaceae.